AUGGACGAAGGGCCAAACAGUUCUUUAGAGGAGUUCAAUGACCACGUCAAGAAAUGGGUAGAGGACACGAGAGAGUUCGUGAUAUCAAACGCCAUGUUAAACACUAUCAUGAUAGGCUUAAGCGUCAUACUCAAUGGGAUUAUAGCGAUAGCAGGCGUCUUGUCCAACAGCGUCAACGUGCUCGUCUUCAUUAGACUUGGUCUCAAGGACAGCAUGAGUGUUGGGCUUUGGGCGUUAUCUUUCACAGAUCUGGUGGUAUCUGUGUUACAUUUGUGCAGGUGUACGUCGUAUCUGUUCGCUAUAAUGUAUCCAUUCAGUCAAGUGGAUUAUUGGAUUAUCGGUAGGUUUUAUUUCGGCUGGGCAAGGUACGUGUGUUACUUCAUAUCAUGCUGGAUAACUACCCUUAUCGCUUUAGAAAGAUGCUACUGUGUUGUCUCCCCUUUCAAAGUGAAGCAAGUGUUCACAAAAACAAAAUGUGUAGCAUUCAUCCUUGUCAUGUGUGCUAUCCAUAUCGCGAUGCUUAUUCAAAUAUACGUGUACCCGUUUUUCCAAUGGGGCCGGUAUAGCACUGACCAAAAAGACACAAACGGGUCGGAUAUUUACUUCAUGCAAAUGAAACUCCAAAUGACCGUCGAAACAGCGCAAGCGCAGUUCAACAUGAAUAUCGUGGUGGGCGUGGUCUUGUCCGUGACGUCACAAGUUUUAAUCAUCCUCUGCACCGUCUGGAUGAUCUACUCAUUAAAAUCGUCCUCGAGAAUACGGAAAUCAGCCAUAUCCCGGCACCGUGAACGUGCGGAUAAUCUUUCGCCACGGGAGAAACGCCUGGUCAAAAUUGUCAUCAUGUUGGCCAUUAUCCAGACUGUGGGCAGCAUCCCCAGAUUUUUCGUGACCAUCGUGGUCCAUCACGUCCUUCGUGGUGUACAGCUGGGGACCUACAACAACCUGGGCAUACUCAUGUGGGAGGUCGCCAACUUGUUCGGUACGGUUUAUGAUACAUCAAAGCCUGUAUCCAGUAUAACAAGACAAGCCCUCUCCUGGAAUACACAGGGCAAAAUGAAAAGAGACCGACCACAGAUGGCAUGGAGGUUCGCCAUGGAAGACGAUACCAAGAAGAAUGGAUACAAUUGGUAA
This is a messenger RNA of Physella acuta, 1131 nucleotides long. RefSeq lists its product as uncharacterized. Gene Ontology annotation, biological process: G protein-coupled receptor signaling pathway. The record is from RefSeq and is a predicted model, not a curated record. Gene Ontology annotation, cellular component: membrane. NCBI's taxonomy places the organism in Eukaryota, Metazoa, Mollusca, Gastropoda, Physidae. Gene Ontology annotation, molecular function: G protein-coupled receptor activity.